GUUGGUCACGUGAAUAAAGCUUACUUCUCUGAUUCUGCGAUCUGUUUAGAAUAUGAUAGAUGUACCAGAAAUGGUAGCGUCAUAUGAACCGGCAUACAUAGUGUAUCUCCGGCUUCGUUACUAUUGCUCUGGACCUGGUUUACACGGUUCUACCCGGAUAAAACCGUUUCUGAGAAUCUCUGCCUUCGGGUGUGGGUUGUCACGUGACCUGCACGCGGCCCCCGGUCGUUGGGGAAAGAUGGCGACGGUCGGGUAGAAAGCGGCGGAUCGAGAGAGCAGCGGCGGCGGCCUCCAAGCCUUAGUGCUAAAGCCUCGAAAGUUGAGCAAAAUGGACCCUGGACAGGACUUGCUACUUGCUGCCCUGAGUGAGAGUGGGAUCAGUCCAAAUGAUCUGUUUGACAUCAGCGGAGUGGAUGCAGCUCAACCUGCUACGGUGCAACAGGAGUCUGUUCCAAUAAGUGCCCUGGAUAUCGGUGUGGGGACAGAGACAGUUGGAGUGGUGAGGCAGGAUCCUGCUGUUUCUUCCGUGGUCCCCACUCCCACAGUCACAGUUAGGAAACCUCAGCCAUCGACCACCACGUUUGUCCUGAACCAGUUGAAUCAGCUCCCCUCACUGGGAACUAUAGUUGUGACCAAGCCUUCUGCUGGCAGCAGUGCCACAUCCAGACAGACUAUAACAGUGGCUAAGUUGGUCCAUACCACCCCCACUACGCGAGCUAACCCCACCACGACCAUGUGUGAGGUGGUCCAACCAACCAAAGACCAGAUCCAGCUGAAAGACUUACUGAAGACAAGCAGCUUGGAAGAGCUUAUGAAGCUGAAACCACCUCCUAAUAUUGCCCAGCCAGUCGCAACAGCUACCACUGAUUUAAACAAUGGGUUGAAGAAGGAGGUGACCAGUAAAGACGUGGCAAGGAUCUGGGUCAACGAUGAUGUUAAAAUGAGGAGCUUUUCUCCCACAAACAAGGUACAGGGAAUUAAAGAGGAGGAUGAGCCUGAGGAAGAGGAGGAGGAAGAGCUGGCUCAUGCUGAGACGUAUGCUGAGUACAUGCCUAUGAAAUUGAAAAUAGGCCUACGGCAUCCUGAUCCCGUUGUGGAGACGAGCUCGCUAUCCAGUGUUUCCCCACCUGAUGUGUGGUACCGCCUCUCCAUCCCAGAGGAGACCAUAGACCGAGGAUGGCUGUCAGCUCUACAGCUGGAGGCCAUCACCUAUGCUGCCCAGCAACAUGAGACAUUCCUUCCAAACGGAGACAGAGCAGCAUACUUGAUAGGAGAUGGUGCUGGAGUCGGGAAGGGGAGGACCAUUGCUGGGAUCAUAUAUGAAAACUACCUCCUUGGCAGGAAGAGGUCACUGUGGUUUAGUGUGUCUAAUGAUUUAAAGUAUGAUGCUGAGCGGGAUCUACGAGAUAUUGGAGCAAAAAACAUCCAAGUCCAUUCUCUGAACAAGUUUAAAUAUGGAAAAAUAUCAUCCAAGCACAAUGGAAGUGUGAAGAAAGGAGUGAUCUUUGCAACAUAUUCCUCCCUCAUUGGAGAAAGCCAGUCUGGGGGAAAGUACAAGACUAGGUUCAAACAGUUACUCCAUUGGUGUGGGUCAGACUUUGAUGGAGUCAUUGUGUUUGAUGAAUGUCACAAGGCAAAGAAUGUUUGUCCUAUUGGGUCAUCCAAACCCACCAAGACUGGCUUGGCAGUACUGGAAUUGCAGAACAAUUUGCCAAAAGCACGAGUGGUGUAUGCCAGUGCCACAGGUGCUUCAGAGCCUCGGAACAUGGCCUACAUGAAUCGCCUGGGUAUCUGGGGGGAGGGGACCCCAUUCAAAGAAUUCAGCAAUUUCAUCCAAGCUGUGGAGCGCAGGGGAGUGGGUGCCAUGGAGAUUGUUGCCAUGGAUAUGAAGCUGCGAGGAAUGUACAUCGCUAGGCAGCUGAGCUUUGCUGGGGUGACUUUCAAGAUUGAAGAAGUCCCUUUGACAGAUGACUACAUCAGGAUGUAUAAUAAGGCUGUUCGACUGUGGGUAAGUGCACGUGAAAAGUUCCAGCAGGCAGCCAACCUUAUGGAUGCAGAGCAGCGCAUGAAGAAGUCAAUGUGGGGCCAGUUCUGGUCAGCCCACCAGCGCUUCUUCAAGUACCUGUGCAUUGCUUCCAAGGUCCGCAGAGUUGUCCAGCUUGCACGGGAAGAGGUCAAAAAUGGAAAGUGUGUGGUCAUAGGACUCCAGUCAACAGGAGAAGCUCGGACACUGGAAGCUCUGGAGGAGGGUGGUGGUGAACUCAAUGACUUUGUGUCUACAGCCAAGGGUGUGAUGCAGUCUCUGGUGGAGAAGCACUUUCCUGCCCCUGACAGGCAGAAACUCUUCAGUUUGCUUGGCAUUGAUCUGUCUGCCAAGAAAACGCCUUCGCCCAACGAUAGUGCUGCCACGGACCAAAAGGGAAAGAAGCGGAAAGGCCAAGAUGGAAGGAAGAGUAUGAAGAAGCCGCGUAUUUCAGGUGGACUUUCUGGAAGUAGCUCUGAAGAAAGCGGCAGUGACUCUGAGCCUUCAGAAAAGGAUGCAGACAGUGAUGACAACAGCUUCAAGUCUGUCAGCUCAGGGGAUGAAGAUGACUUCAACCCUUUCAGGGAUGAGUCUAGUGAGGAUGAGGAAGACGACCCUUGGCUGAUAAGAAAAGAACAUAAGAAAAACAAAGAAAAAGAAAGCAAGAAGAAGAAAAGUAUUGAUCCAGACUCCAUUCAAAGUGCCUUGUUGGCUUCUGGUCUGGGCUCAACAAGACCUGCAUUCACUGCCCCUGUUAGUAAAACUGUGUCCAGUUCUGCACCCACCAAUGCCAAGAAGGAAAGCGAGACCAGUAGCUGUGUUACAAGCCAGGAUGCAGUGGAGGUUGCUCAGCAGAUGAAGCGUAAGCUGCUGGAGGAUUUAGAGGAACUGGCAGAACAUUUGCCACCAAAUACUCUUGACGAGCUUAUUGAUGAGUUGGGGGGGCCUGACAGCGUAGCAGAGAUGACUGGACGCAAAGGCAGGGUGGUCAGCAAUGAUGAUGGCAGCAUUUCUUAUGAGUCUCGUUCUGAACUGGAUGUCCCUGUAGAAAUCCUUAAUCUAACUGAGAAGCAGAGGUUCAUGGAAGGAGAAAAGAACAUCGCCAUAAUUUCUGAAGCGGCCAGCUCCGGUAUAUCUCUGCAAGCAGACCGUAGAGUUAAGAACCAACGGAGGAGGGUGCACAUGACCUUGGAGUUGCCAUGGAGUGCAGACAGAGCCAUUCAGCAGUUUGGUAGGACACACAGGUCCAACCAGGUCACAGCCCCAGAGUAUGUUUUCCUUAUCUCUGAGCUUGCUGGGGAGCAGCGCUUUGCCUCCAUUGUUGCCAAAAGGCUGGAAAGCCUGGGUGCUCUUACACAUGGAGACAGGCGAGCCACAGAAACCAGAGACCUCAGCCGAUUCAAUUUCGACAACAAGUAUGGAAGAAAUGCUCUUGAGAUUGUGAUGAAGUCUAUUGUGAACCUUGACACACCCCUGGUCUCUCCACCUGCCAACUUUGAGGGUGACUUCUUCAAAGAGAUCCGUCAUGGAUUAAUUGGUGUUGGACUUAUAAAUGUAGAAGAUCGUUCAGGAAUCCUCACUUUAGACAAAGAUUACAACAACAUUGGUAAAUUCCUUAACCGUAUUUUGGGCAUGGAGGUCCAGCAGCAGAAUGCACUUUUCCAGUACUUCUCGGACACACUAACGGCUGUCAUUCAGAAUGCCAAGAAGAACGGGAGAUAUGAUAUGGGAAUUCUUGAUCUGGGAUCAGGUGACGAGAAAGUGAAAAAAAUAGACUCCAAGAAGUUUUUAACCCCUGGAUACUCGACUUCGGGACAUGUGGAAUUGUCCACGGUGAGCGUAGAAAGGGGCAUGUCUUGGGAAGAUGUCACCCACAUUUGGGCAGAACAAAGUGGACCAGAUGAUGGUUUUUAUGUACAGGUUAGAAACAACAAGAAGACAGCCAUAUUGGUGAAGGAAGUCAAUACCAAAAAGAGGCUUUUCCUGGUGUACAGGCCAAACACUGGGAAGCAACUCAAACUGGAGACUUAUGCAGAUAUUCGCAAGAAGUGGAAAAAAGUUCUUUCAGAGGAGGCCAAGCAACACUGGGUAGACCAAUAUAGUUCCUCAGCUGAUACCUGCUCUCAUGCUUACUGGCGAGGGAACUGUAAGAAGGCCUCUGUGGGCCUUCAGUGUGAUGUGGGUCUUCGCUGUAGGACGUACUAUGUGCUAUGUGGCUCUGUGCUCAGUGUCUGGACAAAGGUUGAAGGAGUUCUCGCCUCUGUCAGUGGAACCAACGUGAAAAUGCAGAUUGUGCGAUUAAGAACAGAGGACGGACAACGAAUUGUUGGUCUGAUCAUCCCAUCGAACUGCACAGCUCCACUUAUCAACAUCCUGUCCUCAUCUGACCAGUCUCAGCAACUAGCGGUGCGGCAACAGCAGAUGUGGCAGCAGCUGCACCCUCAGAGUAUCAACCAUUUUUCCAAGACAUAGCGACCCAUCUGGUGUUACCAUGCCCCCUGUGCCGUGCUCACACCUUCAGCAUUCUUGUCCAAAGAUUACUCCUAGGAGAAAUCCACUGAAUGCCUCGCACUUCAGGCCCGUGCUGAUGACACUUGUGUGAAGGAAGAGAUGGGAGGAAACAUGUAGGAGGUAGAACACUUUGUGGGUUUCUUUCUGCUUUCCUCCCUCCCCUAGUCCCCUGUAUAAUAAAUAAGCUUCCAUUUUAUGACAAUUGGUUCCCUUCAGUUCUGACGUGCUCAGACUUUGAUUCCUUUGAAAGACACAGUACAAUGCUCAGGGGUUAGUUUGACAAAUCACUUUUUAAAAAAAAAAAAUAAAAAAAUUGCGCCGAAAGUAUAAGCUUAGAGCGUGUGCUGGGAGCACACAUUUCAGAAGCAUGGCACUGCUACUUUAGCACACUGUACACACAUGCAUCAUCUGUUUCAUUGCUAGGAUCUUUCCUGGCCAUCCAGCCGGCAUCAUAUGUAUCCACGGGAUUUCCUCCAGUACUGGAGUUUGUAAACCUGUGAUCUUGCAUGAGUUGAACUUUUUUUUAAAAGUUCAUUUUCGUCUUAUAUUAAACAACCAACUGCAGUGUUCAUGUUAAGUGGUCAGUAUGUCAGAUGAGGGUCUAAUGUGUACCCCUUUCUUCCCCCUGCAAAAUUCAGUCCUUACGAGGUGAAAUUUUCAACUGGAAUGUCAUUGUUGUCAUGGCCUUUAACAUUUGGCAGUGGCAUAAUCUUUUUACUUUUCUAUGUCCAUGUCUAUUUUGCUUGAUGCAUUUCAUGUUUGAGCAACGGACUUUCUUAAUAUCUUAAUUUAGAUGAUGUAAAUGUCAGUAUAGGAUAGACUGAUGCAGGAAUGAUGUGGUAAUGUUUAAAAAAAAAAAAAAAAAAAAAAAACUGUAUAGUGGCAUAUCUUUUCCCCCUUUUGCUUAAAAUGGAUGUUUAUAACAUUGGAGGGCAAUGUAAUUUCAUGCUUGCACGAGUUGCACUACUGAUUUGUUGUACAAAGAAUUUAAAUCUGUUCAAAUGCAGGAUAUUUAAGUCUUGCACAUGACCAAUAAAUCUUGAACAAAAUCA
Molecule: messenger RNA, 5586 nt
Organism: Scleropages formosus (Asian bonytongue)
Lineage: Eukaryota; Metazoa; Chordata; Actinopteri; Osteoglossiformes; Osteoglossidae
Gene: sbno1
Product: strawberry notch homolog 1 (Drosophila)
Exons: 32
Coding region: 329-4495 (1388 amino acids)
Biological process (GO): regulation of DNA-templated transcription
Cellular component (GO): nucleus
Molecular function (GO): chromatin DNA binding; histone binding
Source: RefSeq, a predicted model, not a curated record